Malassezia japonica is the source of this 1173-nucleotide messenger RNA. RefSeq names its product 26S proteasome subunit rpt4 (gene RPT4). NCBI's taxonomy places the organism in Eukaryota, Fungi, Basidiomycota, Malasseziomycetes, Malasseziales, Malasseziaceae. Gene Ontology annotation, molecular function: proteasome-activating activity; ATP hydrolysis activity; ATP binding. The record is from RefSeq and is a predicted model, not a curated record. The coding region runs from base 1 to 1173 and encodes 390 amino acids. Gene Ontology annotation, cellular component: proteasome regulatory particle, base subcomplex; cytosolic proteasome complex. Gene Ontology annotation, biological process: positive regulation of RNA polymerase II transcription preinitiation complex assembly. The transcript has 3 exons.
AUGGCCGACGCGGAGAGGACGGCGGCGCUGGAGGCGUACCAGAAGGCGGUGCGCCAGCACGAAGAACGCUCCGAGGGAUUGCAGAAGCUGCGCCAAGGCAUCCGCGAUCUCGAGGGCGACUAUGACAAGACCGAAGACGACAUCAAGGCCUUGCAAUCGGUCGGCCAGAUCAUUGGCGAGGUCCUGCGCAAGCUGGACGAGGAGCGAUACAUUGUCAAGGCAUCUUCGGGGCCACGAUACGUGGUCGGCGUGCGCUCGUCCGUGCCACGCCACAAGCUCGCGCAGGGCGUGCGCGUUUCGCUCGACAUGACGACGCUCACCAUUAUGCGUGUGCUUCCCCGCGAGGUGGACCCGAUGGUGUACAAGAUGAGCACAGAGGACCCGAGCGGCGCGACCUUUGCGGGUAUCGGCGGCCUGGGCGACCAGAUCCGCGAGCUGCGCGAGACGAUCGAGCUGCCGCUCGUCAAUCCCGAGCUGUUCCAGCGUGUGGGUAUCAAGCCGCCCAAGGGUGUCUUGCUCUACGGACCGCCGGGUACCGGCAAGACGCUCCUCGCGCGCGCAGUCGCCGCGACGCUCGAGACCAAUUUCCUAAAGGUCGUCGCAAGCGCGAUUGUCGACAAGUACAUUGGUGAGAGUGCGCGUCUGGUGCGCGAGAUGUUUGCCUAUGCCAAGAGCCAGGAGCCGUGCAUCAUCUUUAUGGACGAGAUUGAUGCGAUCGGUGGCCGCCGCUUUAGCGAAGGCACGUCGGCGGACCGCGAGAUUCAGCGCACGCUCAUGGAGCUGCUGAACCAGAUGGACGGCUUCGACCAGCUCGGGCGGACCAAGGUGAUCAUGGCGACCAACCGCCCGGACACGCUGGACCCCGCUCUGCUGCGCCCGGGGCGCAUCGACCGCAAGAUCGAGAUCCCGCUGCCGAACGAGCAGAGCCGCCUGGAGAUCCUCAAGAUUCAUACCCGCCCCAUUGCCAAGAAGGAGGAGCUCGACUACGAGGCGAUCGUCAAGCUUACUGAUGGCUUCAACGGCGCCGACCUGCGCAACGUCGCGACCGAGGCUGGCAUGUUUGCCAUCCGCGCCGACCGCGACUACUGCAUCCAGGAAGACUUUAUGAAGGCCGCACGCAAGCUGCAGGAGGCCAAGCGCCACGAAAGCAAGAUUGACUACUCGGCCGUGUAA